AUGUUGAUUGUCAGUAAUUGUGCUUCCAUUAGAGAGCAGCAGAAGGAGGGCUGGUUGAACCAACUGAGGGAGAUGAGAGACGAAAAUGAUUGCUUGUUAAAACUUCUCUCUGAAAAGGAUUUCGAAAUCAGACGAAUGAAGAAAAAACUGGAAGAUGAGCGAGUUCUGGCCUUGGCUGGUGCUUUUGGCCCAGGAGGAGACGUGGCCGCCGUCAAGAUCGUAGAAUUGUCCAAGAAGAACCGAGAGUUGACUUCUGAAGCCGAGCGCGAGCGAUCCAAAUCCAAACAGAAUAUUAAUAGAAUUAAGGAGCUUGAAAACCAGUUGGAGGUGGCUCUACUUUCCCUGUCGGGACACAAGACUGACGUCAAUAUUCAGAAGCAAAACUCAUCCAAAGACGGUUGGGACACUCCAGUGGUGAAGUCUCUCAAGGACAAGUUGUCUUCUGCUCAGCUCAAAGUCAUCGAGCAUCGCAACCAGGUUCAAUUUCUCAAGCAAGAGUUGAAGCUGGCUCAGAAGGUUCUGGUAAGUGAGGUGGGGGAAGAUGCCAACGUUCAACAGUUACUAAGCUGUCCCGGGAAUUUUAGAGGACGAGCACAGCAAAUACUGGCGCUUCAAUCAAGGUUGCGUGACCUCGAGCAGCAGCUGAGGAAGGCGACGACUCAAGCACCAGGCAACCAAAAAGUGGAAGAACCUUCUAAAAUCCCAACUCAGGGCAGAAACAUCAGCUUUAUUCGCACAAUGGAGAAAGAAAAGAAGGAAGCAUUUGAGAGGAUCUCAGCCAGCUAUGAAGCCCUACAGAAGGAACAUGAAGAUGUAAAGAAGAGGCUGGAAGCCUCCAAGGCCAGGAUCAAGUGUCUGUCUGAGGAAAAGGCAGCUCAGAUAUCCGCUGCGUUAGUUAAAAGUAAACACGACGAUGAGCUGGUGGAAGCUCUGCUGAAGGAGAAGGCCCAAAUGCAGGAGAUGGUGUCCCAGCUCACGAAACAAGUGGAGGAGCAGAACGCGCAGGCCCAUCCAAACCCAAUAGUUCCAUUGAGCAGUGAGCUCUCCAUGCAAAACACGUUGAUUCAGAGCUUGUACCAAGUGGUCGCGGACAAAGAGAACACCAUCAAGGAGUUAGAGGAGAAAAUUCAGCAUCUCUCAGUAGAGGCAGAACAUGAGCAGAGCGUGACAGUGGUGCUCGAGCAGCAGGAAUUGGAUUUCUGGAGCGUGGAUGCGCAGAAGAUACUAAUGUCGCUUCAGAGUUCGAGGCUGGCCGUUGAGCUGGAGGAAAAGGGAGCUGCCGAGGGCAUCGCUGAAGAGCACUCGGCACGGUGA
Messenger RNA from Nerophis lumbriciformis (worm pipefish), 1314 nucleotides. NCBI's taxonomy places the organism in Eukaryota, Metazoa, Chordata, Actinopteri, Syngnathiformes, Syngnathidae. The record is from RefSeq and is a predicted model, not a curated record.